AUGUGGAAAAUAUCACGUUACCUUCUUCUGAUAACAUUCAUUUGGUUGCAUCUACGAUUUUCGUCGGCGAACUCGACCGAAGAAAAUUGCGAUUUGCGUCAGGCAAAGUCAAAUACUAGCAGGACGUGCGACUUGAAGGAACACGAUCAACGUUUGGUUUGUUUUCACGGUCUAGAGGAUAAAUGGAAGUCCGAAGGUGAAUACGUGCGAACUCUGGUGCUCUGUUAUUGGCCUGCAGAGACCUUCGAUCCUCAAGACGUUUUGCAAGGAUUUUCAUCCUUGAAAAAGCUGAUAAUUGAGAAGAGCAAUUUAACCAGAUUGGUUUCAACCUUUUCAAAUAAGUCUCGUUCGAUCGAGAAACUUGAAAUAAUAGAAACUGAACUGAAAGAAUUACCAAGAGGCGCGUUUGACGAUCUUUUAAACUUAAAGAUUCUCGACGUUAGGAACAAUAGCCUUCAAGAAAUUGACGUUGAAACAUUUAACAUACACUCGUUGCAUCACGUUUACCUUUCUGGUAAUCCUUUAAAAUGUUCCGAGAAUACGAAGUGGAUACUGGAUCAAGGAAAAGGUUCUUUAAGCCACAAAAUCACGGACAAAGAGCAUCUGCGUUGCACGGUGCCGUACGAUGGCAGACCGUUGAUUCCAGUUGUGGAAAUAAUUAAUACGUUGAAAGACGAAUGUAGAAAGACUGUGUGUGACUGCGAAUUAGUGUAUGUGCUUGGUAACGGAGGGAAGCAUAUCCAAAAGCAAUUGACGGCUUUUACUUCGGUGAACUGUAGCCAUCGUGGUUUAACGGAGAUGCCGAACUUCUUGCCUGCGAACACCACCACUCUUCGCUUGUCUGGCAACCAGAUAACAGAUGUGACGCCACUUACGACAAAUCCUGUUUACGAAGGUGUGAUAGACCUGUAUCUGGACAAUAAUAUGAUAAGAUCGAUCGUUAAAUUAGAGGGAUCUAGCUGGGUGGACCGUUUUCGUGUACUUGAUCUUCGUGGAAACAAAUUAAACGAUUUGCCCACGUACGCUCUACAAAACGCGUUACAACACAAUCAAAACGCUGUGAGUUUGUUUCUUGGCAAGAACCCGUGGCAGUGCGACUGUUUCUUUACUCCAGGUUUUCAGGAUUUAAUCAUUAGAUAUACGAACAUAGUAAAAGACACUAACGAUGUUAAGUGUUCGCUUAAUAACGGAGAUGAGAACUCUGGUAAAAUCAUAAGAGAUUUAAAACGUACCGAGAUUUGCGUAUCGCCGGAGGAAAAUAUUUUGAUCCAUCCUUUGGACGUUUUAAAUAUUAUCCUAGCAUUACUGAUAUUUUUCAUCAUUGGAAAAUUACUCUACGAUUAUUGGUGCUUCAAGAAAACGGGCAAAUUGCCUUGGAUCGUCACCAAAAUACCAUAA
This is a messenger RNA of Ceratina calcarata, 1398 nucleotides long. RefSeq names its product Protein singed wings 2 (gene swi2). Gene Ontology annotation, molecular function: protein binding. NCBI's taxonomy places the organism in Eukaryota, Metazoa, Arthropoda, Insecta, Hymenoptera, Apidae. The record is from RefSeq and is a predicted model, not a curated record. The transcript is spliced from 10 exons. Gene Ontology annotation, cellular component: extracellular matrix. The coding region runs from base 1 to 1398 and encodes 465 amino acids.